Messenger RNA from Paramuricea clavata, 18109 nucleotides. The record is from the annotation of a GenBank genome assembly. Lineage: Eukaryota; Metazoa; Cnidaria; Anthozoa; Malacalcyonacea; Plexauridae.
AUGAAUUUUGCUUUGGUUCUGUCGCUGUUGUACUGCGGCCACGCGUUUGUUGAAAGUGUGAAGCAGGUAUGUUUCUGCCCAUUUAUUGAAAAUCUAAGCAUAGUCCUCGUUUGAAAUUUAUCGGUGAAAAUCGCUUUUGUUGGGAAGUGGAUAGACAAACGGGUCCAGGGGCAGCCCCCACUCCCAGAAAAUCUUGAAAGCUAUAGCCCAUGACAGGGUUCGUACAUAUCAGAUAAUCAGAGAGAGUCAAAUUCAAGGACUUUUCAAGGACAUUCAAAACCAUGUAUCAGCAAAUUCAAGCACUAAAUGCUGAACCGAAGAAGGCGUUAGAAAUCAGUAUAAUGUCACGUUGAAUUGUCCAAAACGCAACUUUAAUCAAUUUCGAACAGCUUUGUCAGAUAUGAACGUGCAAAAUCAAUUCAACAUAAUGGCCGUUUUUGAAUGUCAAACCGCUCAGAAAAUAUUCAUAAACUAAAGCAAGAAAAAUAAAAAACUUUCAAGGGUUAGUAUUUCUUUACAAAUUCGAGAAUAUUCAAGGCCUUGAAUUUUUGUUUUCAAAUUGAAAGAGAUUCAAGGACUUGCAAGUUUUGUACGAACCCCUGCUCAAUGAAACGGCUUUCCUGCUUCUGGGAAGGUUAAACAGAAAGUAGCUCAUUUUGGCAUGCAAGAAAUAGCUCAUCUUGUAUUCUAAUUUCUCCGGUUCCGCCGCUGGCUACGGAGGUAUUGUGAUACCCCCACCCGUGCAGCUGGGCUUUUUAGGCGCCAAAUUUCGACAAAUCAGAGUGCAUGAAAAGUAAUAGUCACUUCACAAUUUCUAUUAAUAAGGAAGUCCCUUAGUGGACCUUUAGGGACUUUAUUAUUCAACAUUAGUAAUUGCAUUCUUCAACGUAGGGUAUUCCCGCACUGAAUAGUUAUGAUCUUGGUUCGUGUAACGAGAACGCUCAUGGUAAAGAAGUGUUGGUCAACGACAGAUUAGAUGAAGAAAUAAUUUUGAUUUGUGUUAAAGAUAAAGGUGUUUACCAGUGGAAGCCCACAGAUGGUAAGUCCGGUCAAGGAUUCAAAAUUGCCUCGAGCACAUAUUUAGGUCUUUAACAUAAAUUUUGGACAUGUCACGUUGGCAAAAGGUUCAAUAGGCUCUUCCAAGAUUAAAGACGCCAUUUGAAUUUAUUGUUUUCACUAUAAUUGUGUUUGCACCCCCUGCAAAUUUACGUAUAGGAAAUUGCAUUGUGUUUGCACCCCUUGCGCUAUUGUGUUUCAUUAUGGCGUUGUUAAUCUUGGGAGGGUCUAUUCCAACCAAGUAUAUCAUAUAUUGUACAUUUACAUAUUCUUUCUUGAGUAAGUUGGUGAAAACAAACAAAAGAUAAUAUGAUGUAUAGAAAAGAAUAUUCUCGUUUUGGCAACAAGAUUAAACAGGAUCUUAUUUAAUAUAACCAGUAUAAUAAGGUAAUUUAAUUAAAAUGGUAAACUUCUGCUGUUUGCAUAUGGGAAUGACUGAAAUAACCUAUGAAAUAUGGGAAGUACUUCACGCCUGUACUUUUUGGUCAGGAAAAUGUAUCUGAGCGGGCUAAUGUGUGAUGAAACCUUUAUACAAUCAUACAACGAAAUUAAAUUUCUUCCAGUUCUCAAUAGAGCAUCAUCAAUCCCUUAGCCAGUGAUGAAAAUUGAUCAAAUCCACUCCUCAGAUAUAGGACAUGAUCAAUCCUUUAAUCCACUAGUACUUGGAGGUGAUCGGAACUUUAUCUAUAUCCAGUACUGGAUCAAGUCACUUAAUCAAAACGUUAUCGAGUGAUAGGACCUAAUAAAACUUUCACCUAGUAUUAAAUAGAGCAUGAUCAACCCUUUUUUCAAUGCUAUAAGAUUUAAACAAAACAUUAUUCAUUCCUAAAUGGAGCAUCAUCAAUCCUUGAUCCAGUCCUAGGAUGUAAUCAAACCAUUAUAUCCAAUCUUGAAUAUGACAUCAGGAUCAAUCCUUUAUUGAGUAUCAGGUGUUUUAUCAAAUCUAUUGGACUAAGACAUCGUCAUGAUUUUAUUACAGAAUAAACAGAUACCGAAUUAGUACGAUUUCUUGUUAGCGCCUAUGAUGUGGCGUACCGUUGCAGUGCUACCGCAAUGUUCCUAGCCAGUGAACUUAUGAAAGGCAUCACCACUGAAAAUAUUCAAACUGACGGACGUUCAAUAAUGCCUCCUAUAUGCGCACUGGCUAAGAACCUGACAAGCUCGAGUGCAUUUUGAUGACGAGUCAUUGCGAAUCAUAGUGUCACGUCUUCUUGGCUGCACGAGUCGUCCUAUUAGUGUUUAUUAUGUGAUAUUAUUCAGCCUUUGCCUCAGGAUUUCAUCAAAACAUUUACAAAAUGAAAUGUUACAUGCAAAGUAAAAGUUCCUAUUCCUCUAGGCUCUAUAAACACAGUUGGCGAAUUUUUCAACCCUGGUCUUAAUUGUUCUGAUAUCUUGGACAAGCUUGAAGAUGCCAAAGAUGGAUUUUAUUGGAUCACUUUAAAGGGUUCAAAUCCCAUAAAGGUUGGAGUUUUUAUGAUUUUUUUAUAAACCGUUUGCUCAAUGUUUUGUUUAUUAACCAAAUUCUAUCGAUGAAAUAUUAUUUCGUGCGUUACUCUGGCUCUGCAUCGAAUUUCAUGCUAACUUGACCAGACAAUACUUGAUAAAUAUAAAACCAAGCCAAACUUGGCAAAAACUGCAUAAUCCUGGCUUAUUAAUCCAGGAUUUCCUGCUUAAAUCCACUGUGCAAAAUACUAGUUAAACCGAUUUAAAGAUACAUUAAUUAAUCACGAACUAUACCAAUGACAAUAAACCUUACUGAAAUUAUGUUAUUUUUGGAGAUUAAGAGGGAAAUUUUAACCAUAAAGAAUGUUUUGUUUUUUAUCUUUCCUUAAUUUUAUCUUUUGUUCAGGUCUAUUGUGAUAUGACGACAGAUGGUGGAGGCUUCGUGUUGGUUGGUCGCAAGACUAAUUCCAUCACGUGGACCGUCCCCUCUAAUAAUAUGACAGUUAAACCGUACGGUAAACCUCAUUGGUCGAGUUCUCUGGGUGAUGUACCAAUUCUGGACUUCAGAGUGCAGAUGGCGACCAAGGAGGAUUUCAAAGCCACAAAGGCUCACUGGUAGGUUUCGAAAAGAUCAAGCUUUGCGUAUCACUUAUGUCUUACACUAUCAACAAAAACUUUUUAAGCUCUAACACGCUCAUCUUGGAUGGACCAAGGCCGUGUUCAGGGGGGUGAUUUCUUUUUUUCAGGGGGGUGAUUUCUUUUUAGUCUUUUUUCUUUCAGGGGGGUCAUUUUUUUGGUGAUUUUUCUUUUGGUGAUUUCUUUUUUAAGUUGUUUGAUCAUAAUUUUACUCAGUCACAUGUGAGAAGAAUAUAUUUCCAAUUUGACGAAGCAAAAUGCUGCAGGUUUCCUGUUACUCUUAAAUUUUUCGUGUAAUAGCAUUGAACAAAUGACGGAUGUGACGGAUAACCUUUACUGAACCUUAAAGAAAAACACAUUGACACUGAUUAACUUUAAUUUAAAUUGAGUCGAGCAAAAAAUCCAAAACUUACAACAGUUAUCUAAUCAAAACAUUGGCAAUAUGUGUCAAAGUACUAUAGAUUUCAAUCAAAACGUCCAUUGGAACAAUUAUUAUAAAAUAACAUGUAUAUAACGCGUGCUCUAAUUGGUCGAAACUCGUGUUUGGAUCAGGCCAUCCAAACACGGAAGACUAUAGUGUUGUUGUUAUUUUAUAAUACAAUUACUCUAUGGUUUCCGUGUUUGAAUGGCUUGUUCCAAACACUUGGGAAUGUUGCUCAAGUUAAGAAAAGCGCGCAAAAUCACUCGCCUUCGACUCGUGUUUCGCGCGCUUUUCUUAACUCUUGCAACAUUGCAGCGUGUUUGGAUCAGACCAUCCAAACACGGAAAUCAUAAAGUAAUUGUAUAAUGAUGCAUAAAUACUGAUGGAUGUGAUCAAAGAUCAGCUGGAAUUGGAAACAUUGCUUACUUCAAAUAUCUUCUAGAAAAGAGAUUUUUACUACAAACAUUGUUAUACUCUAACACGCUCCAGCUUUGCAUAUCAGUUUAGCCUAAAUUUAGGAACUUUACUUACACUACCUGCCAAAGUUUUCGUAAAGCCUGGUUUCCAUAUGGUCGUAAACCGGUAAACGUGUCGUAACAGUGUCGUAAAUGUCGUAGAGAUAAAGUCAGAGUCUACAGUUCUCUACGACAUUUACGACACUGUUACGACACGUUUACGACCAUAUGGAAACCAGGCUUAAGUUCCAGAAGCUUAACUUGAAUGCGCAAAAACCUCAUUUAGUGUUCGGCACAGUAGUUAAAAUGGAGGUUCAGAUUUGAGUUACGCUACCGCAGCCAUUAAGGAACCAUUAUAUACCAGUUCAGAUGCGUUUGGUAUAUCCCAUUAGCUAAUCAGAUCGAUGCGUACUAAGCCGGUGAGAGGUAGUGGUGGCGGCAGUGGAAGUCAAAUCUGAACCUCUCUAAUAUAUGUAAACUGCGAACUUGUGUAGAUUAUGCAACUAUUUGAAAAAUGCAUGUAAAAAGGAAUUCGAUCUACUGCCCUUUGUCUGGACGUUUGUUACUUCCAUGCAGUUUGACUCUGCAAAAUACCUUAGUUGUUUUCCCGUUGCUCCUUUUUCCCUGUAAUAGGCAAUUCCAGCUUUUAGUUUAUGCCUGCAGGGGAUGAUGGGAAGUAAGGUAUCAUAGUGCUGAUUAUGCUGAAAAUUUGCAAUAAAAGCUACCGAAACAACCAAAAUAUUUCAAUAUUUACAAGUAUAUGCUAUCACUCCGUGUUUACACGGCCACCAUUUCUACUUUUUCAGCAUAAUCAGCAAUGUGAUACCUUACUUCCCAUCGUCCCCUGCACGCAUAAACUAAAAGCUGGAAUUGCGUAUUGAACCAAUUAACAAUUGGACUGUUACGUUCACCGUAACAAGAAAAACUUAAAAACAGAAGAGUCUUAUUUUUAAAAUUAUUUAUCAAUAAAAGAAAACUAAAAGAACGAAGAAUCAGGAUAGCUUAAACUUAUCUGUCUAUAUUGACAAUGACACAGCUUUGCUUUUCAGACUUUGUCCUUUCACACUUUAUAAUAUAGUUCCUUUCUUUAAGUCUUUACGACGACAAUAACUCCACAAUAUCAAAUUCUUCUUCUCUAAACUUUUAAUUCUCCCACUAGCUUAAGCUUUCGCUGCUUAUAUACUGUCCGCAAGAUAUUAAUAGAACAUUACAUAAUUACUAUUUUUAGAUAUUACGUAAACGAUAAAUAUAGAAAAAGCAUGACUCAGCAUAAUUACGUAAUGUCUUAAAUUAAGAAUGUUCAAGACGUGACUGACUUCACGUCACAUGGACAACGAGGCCGAGUUGUACAUGAGCGAAUAGUCAACGAAGGCGUAGCUUGAGUGAUUAUUCGCCAUAAACAACGAGGCCAUGCAUGUUGUCUAACUGUUUUACUAUACACUCCUACUCAAAAUACAAACUCCGGCACAAUAUGAAAAAUUUAAAUCAAAUUUAAAACCAUGUACGAGCGUUUAAAUUAUUUCUUUUAACCUUCGAUGCUUCGCUCGCGGAUUUUUUGUUUACUUUUCGCAAAGAACCCGGUGAAUUGUUUUUUAAAGAAUGUGCACAGCUCGUGAGCUUUGAAAAGAUUUUAAAACAAGCCGAAAAACAGUCAUGAUAUUAACGAAAAAUACAAGCGAAGUUUUGAAAAUGAUAAGAGGACGAAACAAGACUUAAAAGUCCAGAACUUAAGAUGUUUUCAAAACUGUAAACAAUAUGGUUUCCGGAAAUGUUGCAGUGUUUGCAUUAAAAAAUCGUAUAAAAUGCACGAAAACCAAUCCUUAUGUCGUUGAAGUCGAUUAAAUACAUAAAAAAAUAACCAUGUAAAACAAUAUUGUCACCUGAAAUGCAUAGAUUUAACAUUAAAAUUUUAUCGAAAAACUCGGAAGCUAUAAUUAAGGAAACGUCGAAGCACACAAAAAAACAUUUAAAGGGGGGAUGGAGCCUUAAAAUAUUACUGCUAUAAACAUAAAAUCGCAUUUUAGACAUAAAACAGUUAAAAGACGAGAAAAACAUAUGAUUAAGAAACUAUACAAGCACCUGAAAUUUGAAACGGUUUUGCUUGUCAUAUGCGCAAAAAAUUUUCUCAGCAACUCCGUUUGUCUUCGUGUCACAUUUUAUGGCAAGUAACAGCAGAUUUAUGAUUAAAAUACGAUUUAAAUUUUGCUUCCAACCAUUAAACGUCUUCAGACCAUAUUUUGUAGUCUUUUUGGUUCUUCGGGCAAAGAAUUUUCGACCAAAUUCCUCCAAAACCUUUGCAAAACAAACGUUUUCCGGAAUCUUAUUCUCUCAACCAUGGACCGUUACAUAAUGGUCCAUGGUUGAGUAGCCAAUAAGAAUUCUGGAUUUGUAAUGGUCGCUGGUUGAGUGUAUAACGGAUGACCCUUACUGAACCUUGUGGCCUUACUGAAACAAAUUAAUUCUAAUUUGAAUUGAAUCGAGUAUAACAUGUCCAAAAUUUACUACAGUUAUAUAUAUUUAAAAAUAUUGUCAAUGUGUUAAGGUCCUAUAGAUUACAAUCAAAACGCCCUUUGAAACAAUUAAUGAUGAAUACUGAUGGAUGUGAUCAGAGAUCCGCUGGAAUUGGAAACAUUGCUUACGUCAAAAAUCUCCUAACAAAGAGCAUUGCUAGUACAACGUUACGUUGCUCCAAAUUUGGUUAUGCUUAUCACCAUUUGGUUAAAUUUGGAUGGGUAUGUUCUAUGUAUUCACAUUACAUGUUUUGGUACGUUUGUAAACUACAUUCAUGAAUAUUGCACGCGAAAUUCAAAAAAAUUGCAUAAAGUUUAUACAAGAACAAACUAUAGAAAACAAUCUGUUGUUAGUAAAGGUAUUGACAUUUGGAAUAAUUUAAGUACUGAGUUAAAAAAUAUUGGAUCAUAUAUGGUUUUCAAAAAAAAAUGUGAAAACAUACUUUAUAUCACACCAGUCAGAUAAUUAAUCAUCCUAUUUUAAUGUAUAAAGUUUAAAAAAUCUGAAAAAUUUUGUAAAUAGACUAACUUUCCUUUAAACACUCUCACAAUUGUAGGCUAUAUAUUUUCGUUAUUAUAUUAUGUACUAUUUUUAUGACAUCGUGAAAUUAUACUAAGUAAAAAAAGUUUUGUUAUAACUAGGGGUCUUAAAAUAAAAGCCCAAAAGGGUUUCUAAAAGAUCUCUAGCCCUACGUAUAGAUUAUAAAAAAUGUAAAUAGAUAAAUUUUAUUGUACUUUGGAAAAUUGGGCGAAAUAAAUAAAUAAAUAAAAUAAUAAAUGCACUGGCUACCACAUUUGAGGUAGUACAAGCCCAGCGCUUCUACGCUUAAUUAUAUGUCAUAUAUCACUUUUGUGCCGUCGGAUUUAUGUUUUGCUUCUUGUUAUAAUCCGACCAUGAGGACUGAUAUAGUCCAGUUUGAAUUAAAGGAUUUAAAAUGACAUCUCAUAGCAAACUACUUAAAGUGAGAUGAAUUAAUUUUCAUCAAAUCCAAGGAUUGAAAUCAUUUUGAUCUAGUCCUAGGACUGGAUCAACAUACUUCACCAGGUAUCCAGUAUUAUCAUGUGAGCAAAAUAAAGCAAUACGGUUAGCUAAUUUACUCAUGAAUUAUUAAUGAGUCUAAAAUUUAUUUAUUUUUAGCAUAAGAUGAAUUUGUGUUUACAAAAACCAUGUCCAUGGGGUUUUGCUUUUCAUGAUACCGCAAAAAGUCAAGUCGAUUUCAACGGAGGAUUCAGGUAAGACUCUUGUUAAUAUUCUAGCUCCUGUUUUCUAUAGUUCUAGUUACAAUGUUAUCACUUGCAAUAAUUAUAUUUUCCCCAAACAGUUUCAGCACUACAGGAAGCAAGUCUGGCAUGGAGUACAACGCAACUGCUUCAGUAGGAUGUGACAACGGAUAUGUAAGCAGAUUUUACCAAAAAUAUAUUGUUUAUGAUCAUGACCAUGGAAAAGUUUGCUUUAUAUUACACCUUCAUGAAACCUUGUUUCUACAAGAUAAUGUUUAACACAUCUUUUUAAGUUAAUUGAUUUGAAAUUGUUUGUUAUAUGCGUCAAUCGUGUGUUUAAAAUUAGCCCAUUGCGCUCUGGCGCACUCUUCUUAAAGACGUAAAAUUUUCUGGCGUUAGACAGAGUAAAAUAAUAUCGUAACUAGUAAAGCACACCAAGCCGCAGUUCAACUCAUGAUCAAUGGGUUAAUUUCAUUCGAACUAGCUAACUUACAGGCAUUUCAACUGGAUUAAUAUACGUACAAGACAAGGGGCGUUGGGGGAGGGACAAUUACUCCCCCCCCCCCUCCCCAAAAGGACCUUGGAAAACUAUAGAAAUUCGCGCAAAUGGCAGCAAAAAUGAAGAAAAUUCGGGCAAAUAUAUCACAAAAUACGUUAAAUUUUGGUAAUUUCAUUUUAAUAUUUAACAAGAAUUCGGGCAAACUUUCACGUGCCCCCUUCCGGAAGGUAUCAGGCCUGUACGCUUAUAGUGGGAUCAGAUUUAAGUAUUACCCCAAAACACUAAAACGACUAAUACAAUGUUAGAAAGGUGAGGAGACAUUUUAACGUACCAAGAAUAAUGUAAUUUUUGUACAUAACUAGUGUUGUGGCUGCUACGGUCCUGUGGGUGGUACGAAAGAUUACUGUACUGAAAAUUGUAAAGCCAUUAAUGGUGGCACAGUUACAAAGCAUGUGUUCACGUGGUUUUGGGUAAGAUCCAGUCUUCCUAAAAGACUGUGGAAGAAAUGUAUGGAUUAUCAAGUGAAGCGAGAUGAUGGGAAAUUGAUUUCGUAUAAGUUGGUUGGACACAAUGUUCUUCCUGUUGAGGUAAAGAUGUAAGGCUCAAGUUCUGGGUCUGGAGAAAGUUGACGUGGUUUGAUAAUACACUUUCAUAUUUUUGUUAUUCAAUGUGAUGCAUGAUAUUUUAUGUUAAUGAUCAUGCUUUUCAUUUAUACACAAGGGUCGCUGUAGUGAAGAUUCCACACUUCUCCACGAUGGGGUAUGACAUUACGACAUACAUAAUUUAAUGUAUUUAUUCAAUCAUCAGAUUUUAACAGUCAACUACAAUAGAUGUUACAAAGGAAAACAUAUUCAUAUAUUAUUUUAUUAUAUAAACAUAAGUGUUAUAUAGAGUUUUUGGCCACUGAGAAAAAUCGUAUUUAAACACACGUAAAAAAUACGAUAUUUUUACGUGUGAAAAUAUCAUUUGUUGUAAAACGUAUUGCCACCGACGUUUUAUUGUUUUUCAUUGAAUUUUGUUUAUAUAAUAAACAGAAAAAUACAUGGGAGCUUGGAAAUACCAGAUUUAUUUCUCGUGUUGAACAUGAUAUCUCACUCGUUCGCUGCGCUCACUCGUGAUAUAUCAUGUUCAACACUCGAAAUAAAUCUGGUAUUUCCGCGAACCCAUGUAUUAUUCUCUAUAUUUUGGAUAUUAAUUAUAAUUUCAGAUUGUGGUCGUACCAGACUCUUCUGCUGCGCAGAAAGUUCCAGCAGUUGAUGGUCUACUUGAAUUCCGCAAGGACAAGCAAGAACUUCUUGUUAGAGCGAACAAAACAUGGAACGUACUGGCCCCAGAGAACAAGGUAGAACUACAAAUCAAUUCAAACCUGAUUGCUAAGUUUAUCUCGGUCGAUUAGAAAAGGGUCCAAAGUUUUAGAAUUAUACCAGUUGGUAUAUCUGUUUGGUUUGUUUGCCUGUGUAUCUAGGUUUAAAUUAUUUUUGUUGUUUAAUUACGGCCUCAGUUAGCUUAAUCCUAGAUUUAUAAAAAACGUCAAUUUAGCAGUCUUCCGAACCGUUUGUUGUGAAGAAUAUCUAGAUCAACAGACGUUUUGAAAUAAGCGUAUUUGCAGAUUUUUUGUUUUUUCCCUAUCUUUGGCUUUCUGUUUAAGAUCCUCCAAGAGACGAUGAAUAGAAUCAAGAAACUUAAGCAAAAUUCGACCAAUGAAAAGAAAGUCGUAAGUUAUCAUCAGUCUGGCAUAAAAAGCUCUCAGCAUCCAACCUUUAUUGUUUUGCUUAAAAUUAACACAUACAGUAUUGAAUGAACUUAUUUUAACUCAUUUUGAACGUAAAUCAAAUCGUUGUAGCUAAAAUCGUUGUAUAACCUGUGCAAUAAAUGUUUCGAGAGACAAAUAAAAAAGACAAGUUGAAUUGAAUUUGGACUAGCCAUAGCUAAAUAGACCUUUCCCCUUUUGAGUGAAAUUUUGAUCUAGACAAGUCUGGACAAAAAUUUCAUCACAGCUGGAAAGAGCAUCACAAAAUUAGUAAUAUUCCGAAGUUUCGUUGCGAAAUGUUGUAAAAUGCGGAUAAUAUAGCUUUGCGAAGUUUGCCGUUUUUCAGUCAUUUUGCAUUACAAACGGGAAAUUGAUAAUCAGUUUGAUCAUCUGAUUAUCAAUUUGCCAGCCUAGUCCCAGGCUCUCUCUCUAUUCGCUGCUUUGAUAUAUUUAAUUAAGUCUUAAAAGUUUUAUGCCUGGGUGUGCUGUGCGGAACGCUUCAGCGAGAGAACCUAGCAGAUUCGGUAAAAUGGUCCCUGAUUUCAAAAAAGUGGUCUCUGGCCUUGUUACCAAACAUACCGCAUUUGUAAAUAGAAAAUGUUAUGGAAAUUUUCUUUGCGUUUAUAAUUAAGUCAUUAGUUUUGCUCUAAUGCUGUCGAAACAAUGAAAUAGGCUACGUUUCGCUACCAUACGGUCAGAAUGGAAUAACGGGCUAAAUAUGACGCGUGUUCACUAAAAUAUAAAGCCAUAUUAAAUGCUAUCUAGAAGCUUGAAAAUUAUGCCGAGUCUCCGACUAAAAAUGUUUUUACAAGACAGUUAUGUCAGGCAAAUAUUUCCAAUCUCCUCAGCUACUUAAACCUGUCAAGUAGAAAGCGUAUAUAGUUGUGUAUACCAGUAUGGUCUAGUGUUGAUCACAACUUGCGAGUAUAUAAAUAACAUCAACGAUUAUACGACCAUUGCUCAGACUCAGUAUCGUAAAUUUGUAAAUGAUUUUUUUUAAUUGAGCAUAUUUUUAAUACAGUUCGAAUUUGGUUAUGUAGACAUCGAACAUGAUCAACGAACAUUGUCGUAUUUAAAAGGUUAUUUGUAUAUAUAAAUUUUCCGCCAUAUUAAAAAUACUGAAAUCUGCUAGGCGUUCUGAAGCACCUUUAGCGGUAACGUCACACCUAGGUCCCAGUCUCGUACUACAUCCACGUUUUUUCUCGCGCUUGCUUCAGAACGACUGGGACUAGGCUGUCAAUUUGCCAUUUGUGAUACAAAAUGACUGAAAAACGGCAAAUUUCGCAAGGCUAUAUUAUCCGCAUUUUACAACAUUUCGCAACGAAACUUCGGAAUAUUACUAAUUUUGUGAUGUUCUUUCAAGCUGCGAUGAAAUUUUUGUCCAGGAAUAUCUAGAUCAAAAUUUCACUCAUAAGGGGAAAGCCAAUAUCUUAACAAUAAGCCAUUUCCAAAUUAUACCGUCGAAUUCCUACAUACAAUAGGUGCAUGGUGUGCAAGUUAAUAUAGCCCUGCGAAAUUUGCCGUUUUUCAGUCAUUUUGUAUUACAAAUGGGAAAUUGUUAAUCAGUUUGAUCAUCUGACUAUCAAUUUCCCGUUUGUAAUACAAAAUGACUAAAAAACGGCAAACUUCGCAAGGCUAUAGUAUCCGCAUUUUACAACAUUUUGCAACGAAACUUCGGAAUAUUACUAAUUUUGUGAUGUUCUUUCAAGCGAUGAAAUUUUUGUCCAGGAAUAUCUAGAUCAAAAUUUCACUCAUAAGGGGAAAGCCAAUAUCUUAACAAUAAGCCAUUUCCAAAUUAUACCGUCGAAUUCCUACAUACAAUAGGUGCAUGGUGUGCAAGUUAAUAUAGCCCUGCGAAAUUUGCCGUUUUUCAGUCAUUUUGUAUUACAAAUGGGAAAUUGUUAAUCAGUUUGAUCAUCUGACUAUCAAUUUCCCGUUUGUAAUACAAAAUGACUAAAAAACGGCAAACUUCGCAAGGCUAUAGUAUCCGCAUUUUACAACAUUUUGCAACGAAACUUCGGAAUAUUACUAAUUUUGUGAUGUUCUUUCAAGCGAUGAAAUUUUUGUCCAGGAAUAUCUAGAUCAAAAUUUCACUCAUAAGGGGAAAGCCAAUAUCUUAACAAUAAGCCAUUUCCAAAUUAUACCGUCGAAUUCCUACAUACAAUAGGUGCAUGGUGUGCAAGUUACGUCGCCAUGUUGGAUGACAUUAACAAAGGAUUUUGCUUGUUUGCAAUGCAAAUAUCAUCCAACGUGGCGAAAAUGUCUUUUUCCUUUGAAUUCCAUGGGAGUGGUUGCACAUCACCUAUAGCCUAAGAACCAGGCUUCAUGGAAAGUUGUAAUAUUUCUAUAGCAAGUUUAGCACGAAGCAUCGACUUGGCGUUAUUUUUCUUGACUACUAUAGAGCCUACAGUAAUUCUGAAAUGGUCUUUUUAGAUUUUGCACGAGACGGACAAAAAAUACAAGUUAAAUUUGGAUAAGAUUAACAAACUCGAGGAGAAAGUGAAUAAUGAAAAGAAAAUCGUAAGUUGUCUCAACUUCAUAAAGUCAUACAGCGCAUAAAAUCUUUUUCCAAGUAUCAUGUACUGUACUAGAUCAUUAAAAUCGAAGAAGUCUUAUAGCUUCAGGCCAUCGGAUUAUACUUUAUCUCAGCUGAAUAUUGAGCAACUGAAUUCAGUUGCGUGGUAACGAGAUUUCAUUUUUCAUAGUACAGAUGUUUGAUCGUUUAAUUGUUCAAAAAACCCUUUAAAUAUUAAUGCCCAGAACUAUGUAUUGUUUCAACCAUCACUACAUGCAUCAUUAAUGUUCUCUUAAUAAGUAUUCUUACCCGACAUUUCAUACUUUAUAGGUCAAGGUUUGGGGUAUUCUAAUAUAUACUAUCAGUUUAUAUAUCAACUAUAUAUUUAUUACCUAACCGUUUAGUUGGAGAAUUUAGUGAAGAAACUUUACAGUCCUACAACUAAAGAAAUGACUACAACUCCCAUUAUUCCUACAACUGGUAAGUAUGUACAUGUCAAAUUAAUAUCUAUCAGGCAAGGCGAGGUCCUCGGCAGCUGUUAUUAUAGAAAGUUAAUAGUUUUCCCGGGUAACUGUUUACAUGAUACAACCAGGUAACUCCUGGGUAACAUUGGCAGGAUGGGUUUGAAAUUCAGUGUGGUUAUCUCCUGAGUACAUUCAACUCAGUGGCGAGGCUGGGGAAGUUUGAGUAAGUCGUUCUCUAAGACCUGCACGUCCUAAGGGGUCCUGGGCGUGCUGUCCCGGAAAUUUUAUAAUUCAAGAAGUCCGGAAUACCCAUUUCCUGCGAUUUAAGGGUGAAAUUUAUCAAGCAGAACAACAAAUAAAGUUGUAUGCCAAAACUUCCAGGGGGUUGAGGAAAAUGCUACCUCGAAAAUUUUUGAAUAUUUAGACCCUCAGAAAUCCCGGAAAUGCAACUAAAAUUUUGCAGAUUUAGCUUGCGUUCACUUUUAACUUCCACGUUUUCCCGUCAGUGCGACUUAUAAUUUACCUGAAAAUCAACUCAAGUCACCACCUGAAAUUACUCAUGAAAAUAUAUUGGCGAGAGCUGUGUUACACUCCCUAUACCCCUGAUCGCUACGUCCCUCAACUCGCCUUGGUGAGUCCUGGUAAAAAGAGGGGAAAUCUGGCCUACAUACGCAAAAACGCACAAGUUGCAACCAUCUAUGGUUGCAACAAACUGCAGCAGACUUGUAGCAAUGCUUUUCCAACAAAUUUUCAACAGGAUGUGUUCGCACCGCUUGUUCCCAGCUUUUUGACAAGUUGUUAACGGUUUGUUGCCAACUUGCUACAAGAUUGCUGAGCUCAACAAAGUUGUUACAAGUUGUGCCGACAACUUGUUAUCGUCCUGCAAUUCAACAACUUGUCAACAAGUUGUGAGUGACAGUCUUGUGGCAACUUGAUAAAAUAACAACAUUGUUACAACUUGUUAACAAGUUUGUUACAACAAGCUUGUUGCGAACACAACAUGCUGACGAGUUGUGAGAUUUUUGCGUGUGUAGGCGAAAUUAAUAUAGUUGUACUAUUGUAUUUGCGCGGGAAACUCAGGAACCGAGAUCCAGAAUGUAUAUGCCUUGCAUUUGAAAUACCAGCUUGAAAAUACAUACAAGUCAUUAGGUAUAUAAGCAUUAAUUUCCUGAAUUUCUCGGCGCUUAUUCCUGUAUUUCCACGAUAUUUUGUAAUGUUUUUUAAACAUUUCAAACGACUAUACGGCAAAUGCCGAGUACACACGCAAAAAUCUCACAAGUUGUAGCAAGUCUGCCAACAAGUUGUCUUCGCACUGCUUGUCCCAAGUUGUUAACAAGUAUGGAACAAGCUGUUAACAAUUUGUAACAACCUUGUUGAUAUUAUCAGACUUGUUGCAAGUCAAGAUACAGUCAUGAUAUAACAAUAUUGUUACAACCUUGUGUCGUCAACCUUGUAACAUUGUUGUUAUAUCAUGACUGUAUCAGACUUGUUAGAACAACCUUGUAAUAAGUCUGAUAAUACCAUCAAGCUUGGUACAAGUUGUUAACAGCUUGUUCCAAUCUUGUUACAACAACUGGGAACAUGCAGUGCGAACACAACUUGUCGACAGCUUGUGAACAGAUUUGUAACAGCUUGUUUGCAGAACUGUAACAACUUCUGCGUUUUUACGUGUGUAUCUCGAUUCCAUUUAAUCAUAUAAACAGACAGCCUAGCUAUUUGUUCCGCCUGAGCGAGUUGGCACCGAGUAUGAGAGAAAAUAGCCUGGGUACGAAGUUGUAACUCGCCUCGCCGGGUAACUCGUUUUCACAUAAACAGGCCCUUAGAAGAAUUAAAGUCGAUAAAAAAGUAAUUUCCGUCAAAGGCCAGACAUCCAAAAAUGUUUUCACGUAACUCUUGUGUUGAAGGAAAUGCACAAGAAAGAAAUAUUUUCAAAAUUAAAAAUCAAUAUUAUAGUUAUCAUGUUAUAUCAAUCAUGUUAUAUUGAUAAUAUUCAUUGCCUAAUUUGCAUUGUUAUAUAGUUAGUGUCAAAGUUCUGUUUGCCGAUUCGUCAAAACCGUGUCACGUGCCGGUCCACAAAACGUCUCGGCAACCGGUCCGCAAUCAUUCUCGUACCCAGAGCCCUUCUUACGCGCGUUCGACCGAGCGCGACGAGGGGCUCUGGCCAAAUCCAUAUCAAACUGGAUUCUGAUUAGCCACAACGAAAUAUAUGGUUCAUUGUAUAAAAUAUGAAUAAAAAUCAAGCGCUCCAUGAAGCGUUGGUUUCGUUUUGGAGAAAAUUGGGAGAAAAGACAUUAUUAAAGUUGAAAGAACAGCAGUACGAAGCAGUUAGGAAGAUUGUUGUUGAUAAUCGUCCACAAAAGCGGUAGAUGUCGCUAAUUUUAUUUAUUUAAAUCAAUUAGUUGAUUGAAAUUAAUAGGUUGAGACGUGAUGUUCUCAUAGCAAAAAGUCAGCAUAUAUUUAUGGCAAAUGCACGUCGUAUUCUCAAAUCAGUGAUAUUAAUUAAACAAAUCUGUGUUACAUGUUCAAAGCUGAAGUGCCAUCUGAAGAGAAAAUAUUAAAGCCAGCCAGAAUAUGAAGUUUGUGAUGACUAUUUUCUUCCUAGAAACCGAUUUUUUACAAUCUUCAAAUGAUUUGCAGUAUAGUAUGUCUUAUGUAUGACUGUUGACUUUUAAUAAAACAAAAAAAAAGUCUAAAAAUCUGUACAACAGCGACUUAAAAUCGAUUAUAAAAUAGUGAGACAAUCUCUCGUCUUCGUAUCCGUAUCCAUUACUGCUUUUGACAACGUUUAAGAGGGAAAUAUAUACUAAAUUUUAUCAACAUACAUUGAGAACAUCACGUCUUACCUACUAAUUGAUUUAAAUAAAUAAAAUUAGCGAAACCUACCGCUUUUGUGGGGUUUUCCUGGAGUAAAACUUUCAAAACGAAGCAAACAAGAAAACCGAAGUGUUUAUCUGCGUUUAACGCUGAUGUUAAACCGGAUACCAUGUUUUUAUGGUAUCCAGUUAUGGAUUUGGCCAGAGCCCCUCGUCGCGCUCGGUCGAACGCGCGUAAGAAGGGCUCUGGGUACGAGAAUGGUCCGCAAUCAAACAUUUAUUGACCGGUCAAUAGUAAAAUGGGUGCAAUACGCAUGCCUUUCAAUCAGUGCCGUCGCGAGGAACUCGCUUCAGGGGGGGGGGGUUAAAUCUACCUGAAAGUAUCAAAAUUUCAAAUCUUACCUGAAAUUUAUUUUUUUGGAAAACAUCUUUUUUGGCGACCUCCCCUCCCCCCCUCCCGUCGCCAAAAAAUUGCGCUCAGUGUACCAUUUUCGCGACAUAAAAAAAAUUUUUCCGGACAUCACAAAUUUUCUCCGCUUAUCAAAAAAUUUUUCCUAAAAUUCCGAAAAUAUACCUCAUUUUCUUCCAAAUUCAUAGUUAUUUUUGUAAAUUAACUUUCUCUUGUCCUAGGAAUUACCUGCAUUUGCGUUAAUUUACCCGAAUUUCUUCUGCAAAUCUACCUGAAUUUACCUGAAAUUGAUCAUAUAAGCAAUUAUCAGGGGGUGUUGUACCCCCAUCCCACCCCUCCCCGCUCGCUACGGCCCUGCUUUCAACCAUGAAGUUCCUGAAAGUUCAUUUUUAAAAACGUUUUACUAAACAUUUACGACGUUCCAUUCAUCCAGUUUUGGUUUCAAAUUAAGUUCACUCCAAUAACCGAUAAAUUAUUCCUACUUUGACACUUAUAUACUAUAUAACAAAACACUUAUUUACUGAGACCUCGGGAAAGCAGUGUGUUUUGUGGCCCCUCGACUGCCACAAAGCACACUGCUUCCCUCGGUCUCAGUAAAUAAGUGAUAACUAUAUCAGAGAGUACAAAAACUCUCAGAAAACCAGAAACACCACAGCGUAAAGAUUAGCCUGCCUGCGGAAAGCCGCGGGACCUCCGCCACGCAGUGAAUGUUGGGCUAGCUGGCUCCAUUCACUGUUCUGAGCACUCCGGAUUUUGGGAACACUAUAAUACAAUCAAACCGAAAACAGUUGCUUGACUGUUCUGGCUGACCCCAUUAUUAGACAGAUUUAGGUCGAAAACACGGACGUCUAAAAUGUCGUGUUGUGCCCAUGUAUGGAUAUGCCACGCCAUUUUCACGUCGUCUUUGUCGUCCACGUCCUCGAUCUAAAUCUGUCUAUUGAGUAGAGGCAGGCAGAACAGUCAUGUGAUCGUGAUCGGUUCCAUUCAUAUUAGUAGAGAGGUUAAGAUACCACGGUUCCAGUUUACGGGUACGAGUAUCGCCAUUUUGUUUACCAAUUUUUGCUGAUGUCGGCGAUUUUACCCGUAAUUUCUACCCGUUUCCCCGCGGUAAACGAUGGUCUACACGUAAAAGACAAACGGGUACAGGUGUUACUCUGCUUACUAUUUUUGGGCCGUUUAAAUAGUACAAAUUUUCAACAUUUUACCCAAAUAAAUAAUGCACAUAUGCUAGUGAAAGUUUUCAACAAUUUAUGGCGAGCCUCAACAGCGAAAGUUGCCAUUCUCUGAUCGGUUUUCCCACGCUGGAGUAUCUUGGAUUUUUUAAGUUACAAGCUAUUCCCCGAUUUACGGAUACGGGUACAUGUAGAUCACCCGUACCCGUAAACCGGAAUCGGGGUAUCUUAACCUCUCUAUAGAUCGGAAGAGCAUCCGGAUCACUCCGAACAGUAAAUAGAGCAGCCUGCUAAGAUAAAACUCAUUACUAACGUACAGCCUCUAUUUUCUAUCAUGGUUUCUCUCGUUUAAAUUAAUUUAGUUCUGCCUCAACGUAAAGAGUGUUUUGGAUAUAAAUGGCUGAGAGAAAGUAACAGAAACCAGAAAUAUUCACAACUCGAACACAAUUGUGACAGCGGUCUUUCCACAGGAUGGCAUAGAUUUGGAGGAGGAGCUGGGACCAAAAUGCCUACAACAUGUGUAUCUAAAAACAGAUGUGGAACGCAGGCCACAGGUUGGAUAAAUGGUGCUCACCCUACAGUUGCUGAUAGCAAGGUGACCAGGAAAGUGUGUUUCAAUUGGUCUGGUAAUUGUUGUAACUGGUCAGAUAACAUCGAGGUGGUUAACUGUGGACAGUAUUAUGUUUACAAACUAAGUGCUCCUUCAGCUGGUUGUAAUUUAAGAUAUUGUGGAUCAGAUAAUUGA